GUAUGUAUAUCGAUUGAGUUCUCGAUUAAUCAGUAAGCGCUGAGGCAAAAAUUAUUUCAGUGAAUUGUAACUGUAAGAUUUGUUAAAAGUUGCGUAGCUUAAAAAAGAAAACAAUAACUUCAAUGGCAACGAAAGCGUCUUUAACUAUGAAAAUGCUAGCUAAUCGUGUAGGCAACUUUGUACCCACGGCUUGUAUAAAUAACAUAAGCUUGCUAUGCCAUUCCCAAUCACAUUUGCUACGGGGUUAUACAACGGAAAAGAAAGAGCAAGCGGUAGCUGACGAUGCCACAGCAGCGGACCAGAAAAAAGUGCCACAAUCACUGGAGAUUGAGAGGCUGACGCAAGAGUUGGCGGCAGCUAAAGAGCAAAACAGCGAGCUUUUAGACAAAUAUAAGCGUGCACUGGCUGAUAGCGAGAAUAUGCGCACACGGUUAAAUAAACAAAUAAGCGAUGCGAAAAUAUUUGGAAUACAAAGUUUUUGCAAGGAUCUGCUAGAAGUGGCCGACACACUUGGCCAUGCAACCCAAGCAGUUCCUAAAGAAAAACUCAACGACAAUUCCGAUCUGAAGAAUCUGUUUGAAGGCCUAAGUAUGACACGCGCUUCAUUGCUUCAGGUGUUCAAGCGUCAUGGUCUAGAACCAAUUGAUCCAAUCAAUGAAAAAUUCAAUCCAAAUAUGCACGAAGCACUGUUUCAAAAAGAAGACUCCACUGUUGAGGCAAACACGGUUAUAGAAGUUACCAAGCUCGGCUACAAACUACACGAGCGUUGUAUACGCCCCGCUCUGGUUGGUGUGUCCAAAUGAUAAUACCACGAUGCUCAUCGUUAUCCUAUCUUAUACGCAAGCGACAUUUACAUAGACUAUUUUCCAGUUUGCACUUUGUCUUAUGCUGCUAAAUUCAUGUACGAUACGAUACUAUGUAAAUACAUAUAGGUUAUCCAUAUA
This is a messenger RNA of Drosophila arizonae, 944 nucleotides long. It is a transcript of the gene Roe1, whose product is annotated as grpE protein homolog, mitochondrial Roe1. Gene Ontology annotation, molecular function: protein homodimerization activity; protein-folding chaperone binding; adenyl-nucleotide exchange factor activity. NCBI's taxonomy places the organism in Eukaryota, Metazoa, Arthropoda, Insecta, Diptera, Drosophilidae. Gene Ontology annotation, cellular component: PAM complex, Tim23 associated import motor. The record is from RefSeq and is a predicted model, not a curated record. Gene Ontology annotation, biological process: protein import into mitochondrial matrix; protein folding.